AUGGAUCAUCAAUUCAAGGUGCCGAAGGUGCCCAAGAUUCCGAAGAUUCCGGUCGUUGUUCCGGUGUGGCGCCCGAGUAAGGAGUUAGAGAGAGAAAGGAGGAAACAAGACAAGAAGCACGAGAAAAAACUGAUCUUUGGCAGUCCCAUCUACGCACCCAUCGAAAUACGAUGGCUGCAUUCUAACCUCAGUCUCAUCGACGAGCUGAUCGAGACGAUCCAGGACGAAGACUUCAGGAAGAUUCGUUACGCGGCAGAUCUUAAUAUCAUCGCCGCUUAUCGUCAGUACAAUUUCAAGGCAUCGACAGAUGCAGACAUCAAGCCACUCAAUCAGAGGAAUGAGUAUGCUGACCACAAGUUUGUCAAAAUAUUGGGCGGAUAUCUUGUUUCUCUGUUCUCUGAGCUGCCCAAAGGAACAUUAAGUGAGUUCACCAAGAUAAGCUACAAAAAAAAACUUGGUCGAGUCCCUACGUACGAAGAACUCUCGGACAAGGCUGUGAUGAACCUGGUCAACUCGUUGCGAAGAAUGCUUGCGGAAUACGAAAUGCACGCCUCGAAUUUAGACCCAUGCAUGCGCGACGAAGAGGGCAUGGCGUGCAAAGAGCUCAAGGAAAUGGAAUUGUUGAGAAUGAUGAUGCGCAUCAUUCUCGAUGCAUUUGAAUCGAUCUACCAGCGAAUUCAAGUUAUUCAGUUCAAAAUGAAUAAAGAAUUGUCAAAGGCUAUUGAUGAACAAAAUCGGCGAAAAACUAACUACUUGAUCGCGAACAAGACGAUUGAGGAUAUCAGAGAUUCGUUGCCGAGCACCAAGAUCUUCAACGAUUACAAUCACAUGUACAAUCUGAUGCCGAGAGUUCAUCUUAUUCGAGCAUACUGGAUCCUGCAAGAUUACACAGAUGUCAUCUUGCACACACAGCAUAUGGCGGCCAUGGAGUGGGAAACUUUCUACUGGAAAGGCGACAAAAAGUUUCAUGAUGAAUGCUUUGCGUACAACAUUGAAUCGUUGAUGAACAUGCAGCUCGAGGCGUACAGACUUCUCGACGACGACAACGGCAAAGUGAUCGAAAACCAUCUCUACAAUCGCGAGCCAACGUACGGCCUUGACGGGAACUUGACAAGUUUCGAUCGAACGGCGAGAGCGCUCAAAAAAAAAAUUGACGAACAGAUGAAUCCACCUUGGGGAGACGCAGCCUUCAACGCGCCUGAUCGAGUUCUCGAGCUUGGGGACUGGUCUCAGUUGGAGAAGGCAACGGACACGGCGCUCAAGACCUUCCCGAUCAGUUUGGUCGAUUUCGGAAAUGAAAAAGACUUCCAGGCGAUCACAUACAAGCUCCUAGAGGCUCAGACAGACGCUAUUCGAAAGGAAAACAUUGAGAUCUUCGAGCGGGAGAUCAAGAAGCGAGGCCACGAAUGGUUCCACGAUAGAGUGACCAACAGGGACGAGUACAAAACGACCCUGCCGGCACUUUUUCUGAACGAUCAGCAUGACAUGUUGAACCUUCUGAAAUACAUUGAUGACAAGGAAGAGGAAAGCAAUCCCUUCAAAUUAACCGACAUGUACACGAAGAUGGACGAGCGACGCCGCCUCUGGGACGAUCUUCCUGAACAGUGGCAUCUCCUCAGGACCGAACUUCGGAGUCUAGUCAGUUUGCGGAACGGCCUGAUCAAACUUCCUCUUGGAGCAAAGACAGCCAAAAAGUUCAAAUUCAGACUCGACACGAUUUGCGCCAAUGUUUUGAUGGAGAAAGCAAAGAUGCUUCGAAUGAUGAAGGAUGACGAAGGUUGUGAUUCUUGCAUCGAUUUGGCGACAGAUAUUCUCGAAGAAGUUCACAACUUGAAGAAUAAGCACUUGAAAAGGCGGCUCAACUUGCUGAACAUCAUCACGCUCGAGAAUCAUCAGCUCAUCAUUUCGCUAUUGGAGAAGAACAACAUUGAGAGAUCGCACAUGUACGAAUUGUACAGCGAGUUAGUCGAUGAACGUGAGCCGUACCGAUUGCUGAUCGGUUCGCCCGAAGGAACCAGGUGGUUUCGAGCAAGUGCUGCGAGCAAGAUCGCCUUUUUGCUUGGAAAUAUUGCGCUGAAAGACAACUCAGAGUUGUUCAACGAUAAGGGAUUGUUCUUUGGCCUGGAGAAUACGCAGCUCAGUCUCGACUACAAGACAACUGAAGAGGCUAGAGGCUGGUUCAAACGAGCGUGUAGGACUGCGGAGCUCUGCCGACCUGGAGAUAAUUUUCAAAAGAGAAAGUGCUACUAUGCGAUGGCCGAGCUGAACGAUGAGUUUUUUCGACAGCACUCGACGUUUUUCUUCCAGAAAAACACCGCAGAGCAGACGCAAGCUGAUCUGGAUGCAUCUGUCCUAUCCCCACCGGGAUCAGUCACCCAAGGAAGCCAGCUUACUGCUCGUAGUGAGAAUAGAGAACUGGUCGAUUGCGCUCUCAACGCGAUUGAGAAGUACGGUCAAGCAAUUGUUGCUGGUCACCGUUUGGACAGAAUGUGUCUCUUUAAAAUCAUCGAGUUAGUCUUCCAUGUUGCCGAUGCCCUUGGCGAGCCUGGAGUCAUGCAGCAAUCUGUUCACGAUAAGAGCAGGAUGAUUUUCGCUCGUUUUGAAAAGACGAUGAACAUAAUUCCUCCAGAGCAGAUUCUGACGAUCAUCACUCAGAUUCUUGGUCGAUUGAGCCACCGAUGCAAAGACUUCGUCACUGUGUGCUUCAAGAUCACCCUGAAGAUGACGAAGGUUUUCCCUUAUCAAAUGACCUGGUACUUCCUGAACUUCUCGCAACACGCGAAGGAAUAUGAAGACAUCCGAAAGAAGGAUGAGAGAGAGCUUUACAGAGAGUAUCAAAAUAACAUUGAUUUGUGGGAAAGAAAGGGGAAAAGAGGAGCGAAACCAGUCCAGACUGCAUGGAGCGAAAUGGAAUCGAAAAAUUUGCGAUCAGCUGUUGUUCGUGGGAGAAAAAUCUACAUGACAUUAGUAAAGAGAUUAAUAUCUGUUGAUGAAGAGUACAAGCGAAUCUUCAGGCAUUACUCUGCCGCGUGGACCCUAAUCAACGAGAUCAUCAACCAUAACUUUACAUCGUCUGGCAGGCCAAGUCUCCGUUCAAUGAAAGAUAAGGUGAACCUCGCAUCUGCUUCUGUUAAACUGCUCGAGAAAAAAUUGCCGGAAGACUUCAAGGUUCUCAUCCCGACAAAGGAGUUUAUGCGACCAAAGCAGCGUAACACGCGGCUUCUAGCAGACUUUGAUGUAAAUUUCUCGCCGUUUCAAACCACGAGCUCAUCUCGAUCAAAGCAAGGGAAGAAACAACCGGAAGAGGAUAUCGAGCAAACUGGCGAAGAGUUCUGCGCGAUGCACAAUCUCGAUCAUGGAGCUGACGACGACGAAGAAUACGAAGAAAAUCCCGAUGAUCCAGAACUUGCUACUGUAAUAGAUUUCGACGAUUAUGGAGAGUUUCCAGUGUCUCCAGAGGAACAUCAUGAACCAGAGGAAGACAUGGACGGUGAUCCGAGUACGUAUGACCCGCCCAUCGACACUGAGAAAGACACCUGGAAGAAACCCUGGCAUCCCAACCUGGUUUUCAUCACUUCUUUUCUGGACGAAAUACUCCAGUUGUCUUCCCAGCAAAAACCAAAGCGACUCGUCUUAUUGGGCACAGAUGGUAGGGAGCACAGCUUCUUGUUGAAGAGAGGCGACGAUCUAAACUUGGACUCGAGAAUCGGAGAGACUUUCGAGCUAUUCGACUAUCUUCUCCGACACGAUGAAGAGUCCCGUGAUGCAGACAUGUCUAUUCGAUCGUACAACGCCUUCAAAAAGUGCUUGCAAGCUUAUUACGAGCGCCGGGGCUACACAACAUCCCAACUUUUUUGGUCACCGCCUGAGUUUUCCGGCGAUGGCACUGAUCGAAUGAAGUCCUUCGAAGAAAUCAAGAAGAAAGCUGGACCACCAGUUUUCCACGAAUGGUUCCUCGAAAGCUUCCCGACUGCUGGGGAAUGGUACCAAGCCAGGGAGACGUAUCAAAGAUCACUGGCAGUUACAUCGAUUAUUGGCUCUAUCAUCGGCUUAGGAGAUCGCCACUGCGACAACCUUCAAAUAUGUCAGCGAACGGGAGAAGUCGUCCAUAUCGACUUGAACAUGAUCUUCUUGAAGGGAAGAAAUCUCAAGGUGCCUGAGAUCGUGCCUUUCCGAAUGACAAGGAACAUUGUCGACGGACUCGGUCCUGUUGGCGUCCAAGGUCUUUUCCGCAAAACAGCUUUACUAACAAUCCGGAUCGCGAAAGACAAGGGAAAGCUGUUGCGUACAGUAUUCUCGCUUGUUCUCCGAGAUCCCACCUGUAAAUGGGAAAAGAUCAGAAGCAAGAAAAAUGUGCUCAUAACCAGCAGCGGAAAGGACAGGUCACAAGAGUCGCCAAUCGUUCUCAUGAAAGAGAAGAACAUGAUGAGAGAGGAUCGACAAGCCGCUGAAGACCUGACUGAUCUUCUCAAAAGAGUCUAUUGCUACGAUCCGGAGACAAAGAAGAUCCUGCCUCCCAGCGACUACCUCGAUUUGCUUGUCCAAACUGCCAGCGCGGACGAAAACCUCUUCAAAAUGUACCGAGGUUGGGCGCCACACAUGUAA
Messenger RNA from Oikopleura dioica, 4605 nucleotides. The record is from the annotation of a GenBank genome assembly. NCBI's taxonomy places the organism in Eukaryota, Metazoa, Chordata, Appendicularia, Copelata, Oikopleuridae.